Molecule: messenger RNA, 1881 nt
Organism: Saccharomyces mikatae IFO 1815
Lineage: Eukaryota; Fungi; Ascomycota; Saccharomycetes; Saccharomycetales; Saccharomycetaceae
Gene: SIA1
Product: Sia1p
Exons: 1
Coding region: 1-1881 (626 amino acids)
Cellular component (GO): cytoplasm
Molecular function (GO): phosphoprotein phosphatase activity
Source: RefSeq, a predicted model, not a curated record
AUGAGAUUACAUUAUAGAAGAAAGUUCAAUUUUUUACGGAGAGUACUUUUUAUUUUAAGCAUUAUUUCACUGUAUUUAUCGAGAGAUUCAUUAAAAUUACAUGCAAAAAAUGCAUUAAUAAAUCCCAAUACUGCUGAAUAUCACGAAGGAAUGAUAGAUGAUAUUCAAGUCCUACGGUGUUAUCAUUGGUAUAGGCAAUGUGGUUCUUUAUACGCUCCCAGGUUGCACCCCUCAAAUACAGCGUCAAAAGUCAAAGACAAAAACAACGUUCUGUGGAGUAGGGUUUCAAAAAACAUUACCAUCGAAGCAUUGUAUUCACUUCAAUCCGGGGCAUUUUACAACAGUUAUUUGUAUGUCCAUCCUAAAGGUUUUCAAAGCAAUUCAAGAAACUCAAUAAAAGAACUAGCCAUAGCAAGAGAUUCAGCAUUGAUACCCUUACAGGUGUUGAGAGACAUUAAUAAAAUGGUUAAAUCGAGUGAUAGUUCUGUUUUCCACAACCACGUAUAUCAGCGGGAAAAGCCAACCUCAUCAUGGUGGAAGCUACUAUUUGGCAUAUCAGUUGAUUCAGAUGACAUAGCUGUCUUUGGUGAAGAGUGGGUAUACAAGGGUAGCGGCAUAUGGUGUAAGUAUGUUCUCAACGAUGAUGAUAGUGAUCCACCUAUAAUUAGUUUGGAAAUAUACCUUGGAUCAUCGUUCAUUGAAUCAAGACCUUCAUGGAAAGAAGUUAUGCAUGAAUUUCAUAGGAAUAAUAUACCUUCCUUGCCUAUAUCAAUUACAAGGAAGCUUAAAACUAAAAAUAAUCUUCAUAAAGCUUCCAAAAGACUUACAGGACCUUUAAAAGCACCUGAAAAAGACAAUAAUAUUCUGGAGCUACUUCAAGUAGAUGGCAACUACAAGAUUACGUCCCCCCAUAUUCAGUUCUCCAGGGGACAAAGAUCGUUUAAAAUUCUCCAGAUGACUGAUUUCCAUUUUAAAUGUACAGAUAACAGUAUGUCAAUAAUUAAUGAGAUAAGAACAGUAAAUUUUAUCGAUCGUGUCCUUGCAUUAGAAAACCCAGAUUUAGUUGUGAUCACGGGUGAUUUGUUAGACUCACAGAAUACCAUUGAUUACCAGACUUGCAUCAUGAAGCUUGUUCAACCAAUGAUAUCUAAUAAAAUACCUUACGCAAUUUCAUUAGGUGUUUCUGAUGAAUCAAACCUUGCCACACCGUCACAAGUUCAAGAUUAUAUCAGGAAUUUACCCUACACAUUUAACAGUGUUGCAUCAGAAGAGGGCCACAUUGCCAUAAGAGUUUCCUUCAAAAAAAAGCUAUUGAAGAAUACUCUUUUGAAAAGAGGUAUUAACGCCAAAGAUGAAACGACUCCUUCAGAAGCCUUGUUCUUCGUUUUCGAUUCUUUCAAUCCUGUCAAUGACUUCCUGCUAGAUUAUAGUAAUCUAAUAGGGAAAAUUGAUUACGGAUUAGCGUUUCAAUAUUUUCCCUUAUCUGAAUAUAGGCCUCAUGGUUUAUUUCCUAUUAUUGGACAGUACAAUGAAAGAUCUACUUUAACCGUAGAUACGUCAAGGUCCAAAGGAGAAGUUUCAAUGACGAUCGAUGGCAAGAACUACAAAAGUUUCCUCGAUAUCCUAAAUCUUUGGAAUAUAAAAGGCGUCAGCUGUGGACAUGAACACAAUAAUGACUGUUGCUUGCAAUCAAUAAAUGAGAUGUGGUUAUGCUAUGGUGGAUCCGCUGGUAUUGACGUAGCAAGAAUCGAAGGCAUCCAUCCUAAUGUCAGAUUAUUUAAUUUGGAUGAUAUUAAGGACGAAAUAACUUCGUGGAAGAGGAGUAGCAAUCUUGUUGAUGAGGUUUAUGACUAUCAGUACAUUUAUAAGGGAAAACAUUAA